This is a messenger RNA of Anolis carolinensis (green anole), 2332 nucleotides long. RefSeq names its product large 60S subunit nuclear export GTPase 1 (gene lsg1). Gene Ontology annotation, biological process: ribosomal subunit export from nucleus. Gene Ontology annotation, molecular function: GTP binding; GTPase activity. Bases 81 to 2060 code for a protein of 659 amino acids. The record is from RefSeq and is a predicted model, not a curated record. The transcript has 14 exons. NCBI's taxonomy places the organism in Eukaryota, Metazoa, Chordata, Lepidosauria, Squamata, Anolidae. Gene Ontology annotation, cellular component: cytosol.
ACGCGCGCCCUCCGAUUGGCCGAGCGGCUCCGCCGCCGCCGCGUGCUCCGGGAAAGCGGUCCCCUUCCUCGGGCAGCAACAUGGGCAAGAAGAAGAGCGCGGCGUCGGCGGCGGGGCCGGGCCUGGGCAGGGCGCUCCUCCGGGAGCGGGGACAGGGCCGCGGGGGAAGGCGGGACGCCGCCGGAUGGCUCCACACGAGUGACUUAAACGAUGGCUACGACUGGGGGCGCCUCAACCUCCAGUCCGUCACGGAGCAGAACUCUCUGGAUGAAUUCCUGGCUACCGCGGAAUUGGCAGGAACAGAGUUUGCGGCAGAGAAAUUGAACAUCAAGAUAGUUUCUCCUGAGGCUCGGACUGGCCUGCUAACAGCAGAAGAGGCACAAAAGAUCCAGGAGCUUCAGGAGCAACACAAGCAAUUCCUCUGCAUCCCACGGAGGCCACACUGGAACAAGCAGACCAGCCCUGAAAUGCUGAGCCAGGCGGAGAGGGACAGCUUCCUGGAGUGGAGGAGGCAGCUGGUUCGGUUGGAGGAAGAACAGAAGCUCCUUUUGACUCCCUUUGAGCGAAAUUUGGAUUUUUGGCGCCAGCUGUGGCGGGUCUUGGAAAGAAGUGACGUUGUGGUCCAGAUAGUGGAUGCCCGGAACCCCCUCCUCUUCAGGUGCAGAGACCUGGAAAGCUACGCCAAGGAAAUCAGCCCCGAGAAGGAGAACCUCAUCCUGCUGAACAAGGCUGACCUGCUGAGCGAGGAGCAGCGCGCUGCCUGGGCCCAGUUCUUUGAAGAGGAGGGGGUCAGGGUGGUCUUCUGGUCGGCCCUGGCCGAGGGCAAAAGGCUGGCUGCGCUCUCUAAGGGAACGGAGGCGGCGGAGGGAUCAGAGAAGGAGGCUUCCUGGCCGGAGGAGGACCAGACCCCGAGCAGCCAUUCCGAGAGUGACCCGGACUCUUCCUCAGCGCAAGAGGGCACCUCGGAGGAAGAGAGCGACGCUUACGAGGACUGCGAGGAGGACUUGGAGGGAGAGGAGGCCUGGCGGACGUGCUCCGAGGACGAGGGGGGCGGGGCCACAGGCGACGGGGCCUGGCGGAAGAACGGGAUGGGGGGCCUUGAGACCCCCACAGGGCCGGCCCCCCCUCUGCAGUGCCCCCCCAGAAACAGCAGCCACUUAGUGCAGCGAGAGGAGCUCCUGCAGGUCUUCCGAUCGGUCCAUGAAGGGAAGAGGACCAUCAGAGACGGGGAGGUGACCGUUGGGCUGGUGGGCUACCCCAAUGUUGGAAAGAGCUCCACCAUCAACACCAUCCUGGGGAAGAAGAAGGUCUCCGUCUCGGCCACCCCGGGGCACACAAAGCACUUCCAGACGCUGUACGUGGAGCCCGGCCUGUGCCUGUGCGACUGUCCCGGCCUGGUGAUGCCCUCGUUUGUCUCCACGAAGGCCGAGAUGAUUUGCAGCGGGAUCCUGCCCAUAGACCAGAUGAGGGACCACGUCCCCCCGGUCUCCCUCGUCUGCCAGCGCAUCCCCCGUUCUGUCCUGGAGGCAACUUACGGCAUCAACAUCGUCCGGCCCAGAGAAGGCGAGGAGCCUGACCGGCCACCCACCUCAGAGGAGCUGCUGACCGCCUACGGAUACAUGAGGGGGUUCAUGACUGACCACGGGCAGCCGGAUCAGCCCCGCUCGGCUCGCUAUGUGCUGAAGGACUACGUCACGGGCAAGCUGCUUUACUGCCACCCGCCUCCCGGAACAGACGCCCAGGAGUUCCAGCGCUGGCACAAGAGAGGCAGCCCGGCCCCCAAGGCCCCUCCCCCCGAGACAAGGACACGGCCGGGCCGGAGCCAGAGGGCCACGCAGAUGGACAAUGGAGUGGACGCAGACUUCUUCCACCGGGAGGAGAUCCGUGCCUUCACGCGGGGCAGCCACUCGGCGCUGGGCUCCCAAGGAGGACUCUCCGGCCAGGGGGGACUGCCCCCCUCCAGCGCCAAGGACGGCGGCCCAGGGAAGCCCUGGAAGAAGCACGGCAACAGGAACAAGAAGGAGAAGCUCCGCCGCGUCACCAGGCACCUGCAGGCCUGAGAAGGUUGGACUCGUGGGCGAGCGGAGGAGCAGCGGGGCCGGUCCAUCUGCCUCUGGGGAGCGCCCUGUUCAGUCGUGGCAGCCCCCUCCCUCCCUCCCUCCCUCUGCACCUCCUCCCUCCCAUCCCUGGACUGCUCUGGGGGGGGGGGGGUUGGAGGCUGUGGCUCGGGGGUCCCCUUGGGCUCUGAUCCAGGCCCUGGUCCAAGGAAGCUGCUGUGCAACGCAAGAGACCAAUCAUUACUCCCCCGGGGAAUAAAGUUUUGUUACCUUUC